Molecule: messenger RNA, 447 nt
Organism: Oryzias latipes (Japanese medaka)
Lineage: Eukaryota; Metazoa; Chordata; Actinopteri; Beloniformes; Adrianichthyidae
Gene: cox7b
Product: cytochrome c oxidase subunit 7B
Biological process (GO): mitochondrial electron transport, cytochrome c to oxygen
Source: RefSeq, a predicted model, not a curated record
AACCGGAACGCAACCAUUUCCGGUAUCUGUGCAGUCGGCAGCCAUAUUGUAUUUCCGUUCUUCAAGGGUAUCUGAAGACACAAGGCCAGACAACAUGUACCGGUUUGCAAAGGCUGCAGCUAACAUCAGCAGUCGGGCUGCUCAGCAGGUGAGACAUGGAUCCAGCGGCCAAAACAACUUCCACGCCAAGUACGGCAUGGGGGUGUUGGUCAGUGGAACCGUCUUCUGCACGGCCGUGUGGGCAUAUGUUUUGACUCAGACCGGCAUCGCCUGGAACUUGUCACCUGUUGGGAAGGUGAUGCCCAAAGAGUGGAGACAGGCUGAGGAGUGAAGAUCCAGCAUGACACACCUGCACCUCAACUGAGACGCCUCCUGGAUGUACAGAUGACAAACCAAUACCUGCUUCUUUUUUCCAACAUGUUGUCCAAAAUAAAUUCCUCAAUUCCA